Messenger RNA from Filobasidium floriforme, 582 nucleotides. RefSeq names its product density-regulated protein DRP1. Gene Ontology annotation, molecular function: mRNA binding; translation initiation factor activity. The transcript has 5 exons. Lineage: Eukaryota; Fungi; Basidiomycota; Tremellomycetes; Filobasidiales; Filobasidiaceae. The record is from RefSeq and is a predicted model, not a curated record. Gene Ontology annotation, biological process: formation of translation preinitiation complex; translation reinitiation. The coding region runs from base 1 to 582 and encodes 193 amino acids.
AUGUCAGCCGCCGCCGGACCCUCAACCAAACCCGUGACCGUAGUCUACUGCAAUGUCUGUUCGUUGCCCGCCGAGUACUGCGAGUUCGGGAGCAGCAUCUCGAAAUGCAAGACCUGGCUAGAAGAGCAGGAUCCUCAGCUAUUCGCCAAGCUAUACGGAGAAGACGCCAUCAAGGAGAAGAUCGGCACGCUAUCGCUCAGCGCACAAGAAAAGCUAGAAGCCGAGGCUGACAAGGCCGAGCGAAAGGCUGAAAAGAGAGCAGAAACCGAGAAGAAGAAGAAGGCUGCCGCCAAGGUCACCAUCAAACGAGAAGCCCGAACAAAGCGAAAGACGUUGACGUGUAUUCAUAACCUGGAAGCUUUCGGUAUCGACUUGAAGAAGGCGGCCAAGUUUUUCGCUCAGCGUUUCGCAACGGGGUCAAGCGUGAGCAAGAACCCUCAAGGGCAGGACGAGAUUGUCAUUCAGGGUGAUGUUUGGGAAGAGGUGCGAGACUUGCUGAUAGAACAAGCUGGGCCCCUAAAGGGAGUUCCAUCGGAUCAGAUCGUCAAGGCGGAGGACAAGAAGAAGAAGUCCGAAGAAUAA